Calliphora vicina (urban bluebottle blowfly) is the source of this 762-nucleotide messenger RNA. RefSeq names its product probable cytochrome P450 313a4. NCBI's taxonomy places the organism in Eukaryota, Metazoa, Arthropoda, Insecta, Diptera, Calliphoridae. The record is from RefSeq and is a predicted model, not a curated record. The coding region runs from base 1 to 762 and encodes 253 amino acids. The transcript is spliced from 2 exons. Gene Ontology annotation, molecular function: heme binding; iron ion binding; monooxygenase activity.
AUGGUUCGAGAACUUCUCGAUGAAUCAUGGGAUGUUGUGCAGCAAAAAGAUACCACAGAUCCCAGCUAUUUACCCGAUGUGAAUAGUGUUUUGGAUCAUGUUUUGAAUGGCACUCAACAAAAUAUGUUAAAUUUGGAUGAAAUACCAGGAGUUAUAAUGCAACUCUUUGUUGCGGCAUUUGAAACUACAUCUACCACAUUAUUUUUGGUACUCUCGAUGCUGGCCAUGCAUCCGGAGUAUCAGGAACUGGCCUAUGAAGAAAUAAUGGGCAUUUUAACGGAUGAUGAUGAUAGCGAAAUGACGGUGGAAAAGGUGGAUCAAUUGACUUAUUUAGAAAUGGUAUUCAAUGAGACAAUGCGUCUUUUACCCGUAGUACCGAUGGUGUUUCGAAAAGUAUCAAAUGGGGAUGUAACUCUCAGCAAUGGCAUGACAUUACCGGUUGGUCAAAUUAUUAGUAUUGACAUUUUUCGCUUGCAUCGCAGUAAAGCUAUUUGGGGUCCCGAGGCGAAUGCAUUUAAUCCCGAUAAUUUUUUGCCUUCAAAUGUCAGCGCACGUCAUCCAUUCUCAUUUAUACCAUUUACUAGAGGUCACAGAAUGUGUAUUGGUUGGAGAUAUGCCACAUUAUUUUCGAAAAUAACACUGGCAAAACUAAUAAAAAAGUACAAAUUUUCGACAGAUUUUAAAUACAAAGAUUUAGAAUUUGUGAAUCAUAUUUCAUUAAAAAUGGUGGAACAACCGCAACUGCAUCUUGAAAGAAGAUAA